AUGACAGACCUAACACCAGUGAACAGGAUUCUAUCAUCCAACGAUUUCACGCCACCCGGGAUUUUCACGGAGACAGUCCAACGUUGGGGCUGCUGCGGAAACGCCACGUGGACAUCACCAUCCUCAUCAUCGUCAUCAUCAUCAUCAUCAUCCUCGUCAUCAUCGUCGUCAUCAUCAUCCUCGUCAUCAUCACUCGAUGAGGUGUCGUUCGAGUGGGCCGCCGUGGAGAAAGAGGCGCCACGUGGCAAGGAAAAAAAGUUGCCGGCGGCACGGGAGACAAGGGGAUGUGUGAUGGGUCGGAUGAGAGUCUGGGAGAGUGGCCGCCGGAGAGUGCGGAGGAGAUGGGCGGAGGAGGUGGCGGAGAUGGCGAGGGCUCGCCGGAGGGGAAGGGCGCAAGAUGCCAUGUGGACUGAUGGGAAUAGAAGAGUUUUGGGGUUUGGAUGA
Molecule: messenger RNA, 444 nt
Organism: Striga asiatica
Lineage: Eukaryota; Viridiplantae; Streptophyta; Magnoliopsida; Lamiales; Orobanchaceae
Source: the annotation of a GenBank genome assembly